CAGUCUGAUCAGGGGUCGUAUAUAUCAUGCCUCUACUCCUCCCAGCUACCCAGUCUGAUCAGGGGUCGUAUAUAUCAUGCCUCUACUCCUCCCAGCUACCCAGUCUGAUCAGGGGUCGUAUGUAUCAUGCCUCUACUCCUCACAGCUACCCAGUCUGAUCAGGGGUCGUAUGUUUCAUGCCUCUACUCCUCCCAGCUACCCAGUCUGAUCAGGGGUCGUAUGUUUCAUGCCUCUACUCCUCCCAGCUACCCAGUCUGAUCAGGGGUCGUAUGUGUCAUGCCUCUACUCCUCACAGCUACCCAGUCUGAUCAGGGGUCGUAUGUAUCAUGCCUCUACUCCUCACAGCUACCCAGUCUGAUCAGGGGUCGUAUGUAUCAUGCCUCUACUCCUCCCAGCUACCCAGUCUGAUCAGGGGUCGUAUGUAUCAUGCCUCUACUCCUCCCAGCUACCCGGUCUGAUCAGGGGUCGUAUGUAUCAUGCCUCUACUCCUCCCAGCUACCCAGUCUGAUCAGGGGUCGUAUGUUUCAUGCCUCUACUCCUCCCAGCUACCCAGUCUGAUCAGGGGUCGUAUAUAUCAUGCCUCUACUCCUCCCAGCUACCCAGUCUGAUCAGGGGUCGUAUGUAUCAUGCCUCUACUCCUCCCAGCUACCCAGUCUGAUCAGGGGUCGUAUGUAUCAUGCCUCUACUCCUCCCAGCUACCCAGUCUGAUCAGGGGUCGUAUAUAUCAUGCCUCUACUCCUCCCAGCUACCCGGUCUGAUCAGGGGUCGUAUAUAUCAUGCCUCUACUCCUCCCAGCUACCCAGUCUGAUCAGGGGUCGUAUGUAUCAUGCCUCUACUCCUCACAGCUACCCAGUCUGAUCAGGGGUCGUAUGUUUCAUGCCUCUACUCCUCCCAGCUACCCAGUCUGAUCAGGGGUCGUAUGUUUCAUGCCUCUACUCCUCCCAGCUACCCAGUCUGAUCAGGGGUCGUAUGUGUCAUGCCUCUACUCCUCCCAGCUACCCAGUCUGAUCAGGGGUCGUAUAUAUCAUGCCUCUACCCCUCACAGCUACCCAGUCUGAUCAGGGGUCGUAUAUAUCAAGCCUCUACUCCUCACAGCUACCCAGUCUGAUCAGGGGUCGUAUAUAUCAUGCCUCUACUCCUCCCAGCUACCCAGUCUGAUCAGGGGUCGUAUGUUUCAUGCCUCUACUCCUCCCAGCUACCCAGUCUGAUCAGGGGUCGUAUGUUUCAUGCCUCUACUCCUCCCAGCUACCCAGUCUGAUCAGGGGUCGUAUGUGUCAUGCCUCUACUCCUCACAGCUACCCAGUCUGAUCAGGGGUCGUAUAUAUCAUGCCUCUACUCCUCCCAGCUACCCAGUCUGAUCAGGGGUCGUAUGUAUCAUGCCUCUACUCCUCCCAGCUACCCAGUCUGAUCAGGGGUCGUAUAUAUCAAGCCUCUACUCCUCACAGCUACCCAGUCUGAUCAGGGGUGGUAUGUUUCAUGCCUCUACUCCUCACAGCUACCCAGUCUGAUCAGGGGUCGUAUAUAUCAUGCCUCUACUCCUCACAGCUACCCAGUCUGAUCAGGGGUCGUAUAUAUCAUGCCUCUACCCCUCACAGCUGCUCAGUCUGAUCAGGGGUGGUAUGUUUCAAGCGUCUCAGAGUACUGAUUUUGGAGGGGACUGAUCCUAGCUUAGCACACUUACUGAGAUGUUUGAUAUGACUGGCCAGCCCCAGAUCUGCCAAGGGCACAAGGGACGCAGCCUAUCUGGAAUGAGAAGCAACCCAACCUGUAUUGUCAUAUAUAGGGGCCCUGAGGCCAGGGGGGACAGUAUUCUAGACGGACCACCACACAGAGAGAAGAGAGAUGAAGCUACUACAUAUCCUCUGCUUCUGCCUGGCUGUCCUCGCCUCCACUUGGGCUGAGACAGGAGGGGUUGGGAGACAUAGGAAUGGUGGUAUUAAACGACCCAAGACCCCCUGUGAGCGUGCAAGAGAUGCUGUGAAAUAUGGCAUAAUUGGAGCCUUCAUCCCCACGUGUGAUGACGAUGGAGAAUACAUUCCUGAGCAAUGUUCAGGCUCUACAGGUUACUGUUGGUGUGUGAACAGUUCUGGACAGAAGAUCCCGGGUACUGAGACUCUACCAGGCACUGCUAGAAUCAACUGUGCCACACAGAAUGGUAUGAUACGAACCAAGACCCCCUGUGAGAUUGCUAGAGAUACUGCGAUGAAAAUAGUCAGGCUUGGAGUGUACGUCCCCACGUGUGACAACGAUGGACAAUACACCCCUGAGCAAUGCUGGGCCUCUACAGGUUACUGUUGGUGUGUGAACAGUUCUGGACAGAAGGUCCCGGGUACUGAGACUCCACCAGGAACUGCUAGAAUCAACUGUGCCACACAGAAUGUGGACAGAGAUAAAAGGAGUUGGAGCGAAGACAUUGGAAUGACUUUGACAGUUGUCUUUACUAUACUACAGGACCUGAUUCACAUUCUAUACAAAUAAAUGAAGAAAUCCAGAGAUGAAA
Messenger RNA from Salvelinus fontinalis (brook trout), 2500 nucleotides. RefSeq names its product equistatin-like. The record is from RefSeq and is a predicted model, not a curated record. Bases 1843 to 2478 code for a protein of 211 amino acids. Gene Ontology annotation, biological process: cell-matrix adhesion. Lineage: Eukaryota; Metazoa; Chordata; Actinopteri; Salmoniformes; Salmonidae. Gene Ontology annotation, cellular component: basement membrane. The transcript is spliced from 8 exons.